This is a messenger RNA of Scaptodrosophila lebanonensis, 1013 nucleotides long. Its product is annotated as seminase. The record is from RefSeq and is a predicted model, not a curated record. The coding region runs from base 1 to 756 and encodes 251 amino acids. Gene Ontology annotation, biological process: proteolysis. Gene Ontology annotation, molecular function: serine-type endopeptidase activity. The transcript has a single exon. NCBI's taxonomy places the organism in Eukaryota, Metazoa, Arthropoda, Insecta, Diptera, Drosophilidae.
AUGUCGGGUCUCUUGUGGCUGGCACUUUUCAUAUCAUCGGGCGCUGCCAACAAACAUGUGGACAAGCCGCCCAACUUUAAUUUUGUAGUGCAGAUCUAUGAUCCGAAGUAUGUGUGCGCUGGCUCCUUGAUCAGUGCCCGACUCGUGCUUACCGCCGCCCACUGUUUCCGCCAGGCAUUCCAGCUAAAUCGGAUCACAGUGCGAGCCGGCGAGACACAGCUGGUGGAUACGUUCAUUGGUCUACCCCUCAGGGAGUUACAACGCCAUUCCCAAUACUCGCCCUACAACGUGACGCACGAUAUUGCGCUGCUCCGCCUAAAGGAUCCGUUGGCGCCCAACAGGCGCAUUGGCUACAUGACCGUCUGCACGCAGCGGCAUCCAGACGCUGUAGACAUGCACAUGGCCGGCUGGAGUUCCCUCAACAUGAAGGAACCGAUACGCAACCAUAAGGUGCCCGUGCUGGCGCGCGAUAAGUGCGUGAGCCUGCUCAACCAGACCUUCGAGCAUGUGCCGGAGGGCGUGAUCUGCGUCACAGCACCGAACGGGAAAUCCCUCGGCUAUGGCGACUCGGGCGACCCACUGGUCUAUGAGAACGAGGUGUGCGGCAUUGCCGUGGCAUUCCAGGGUUCCACAGACAUCUACCCAGACAUCUACACGGAUGUGUAUUUCAAUCGGGACUUCAUAUCGAAGGCAACAUUAGAAAUGGAUGAAAACGCCAAGGGAAGUACUUCACGUCCAAAGUCAGCCGUGGGGUGAACCACAAGAUUAAAGAUAAUGCUAGUUUUGAAAUUUAGGGAGCACACCAAGACUAGAUAAAUUAAAAGAAAGCGUGAGUACAGUAGUAUUUGCAAUCAUUUUUAAAGCAACGUUUAUGAACGGUGUUCAAAUGCUAUUCAUUUGUUAACAAAGUACAUAGAACUAACUCGAUAAUAGCCAAAACUCCAUGCUAUAAUCACAUGGAAUAUGGUAUAUAAUUUAUAAUUAUUAUAAUUGAAUACUGUCUGCUUCUUCAA